AUGUUAUUCUAUCAUGCAUUUCGAAAACCAACAGCUAACAAAAAAGCAACGAUAUGCGCAGAAAAAAGUCACGCAGGAAAACAUUUGCUGCUCGCGUGCUAUGUAUCCACUGCGCCAACAAAUAAGGGCGAUAGCGGCGGUAAUGGAAAUUCCGGAAGUCACAGUGGUCCAGGCUUAGCCGCUCACAAUAACACGGCAAAUAAUAAUGGAAACACUUCAAGCCCCCCGGGAAAUAACGGUGGAACAGGUUCAGGUGGUAAUGGGAAUAACGGUGGACACAGUUCAAAAGCUCCGGGAAAUAACGGUGGAACAGGUUCAGGUGGUAAUGGAAAUAAGGGUGGAACAGGUUCUGGCGGUGAUGGAAAUAAGGGUGGAACAGGUUCAGGCGGUGAUGGAAAUAAGGGUGGAACAGGUUCUGGCGGUGAUGGAAAUAAGGGUGGAACAGGUUCUGGCGGUGAUGGAAAUAAGGGUGGAACAGGUUCUGGCGGUGAUGGAAAUAAAGGUGGACACAGUUCAAAAGCUCCGGGAAAUAACGGUGGAACAGGUCCAGGUGGUCCGUGA
Didymodactylos carnosus is the source of this 561-nucleotide messenger RNA. The record is from the annotation of a GenBank genome assembly. Lineage: Eukaryota; Metazoa; Rotifera; Eurotatoria; Philodinida; Philodinidae.